Messenger RNA from Clupea harengus (Atlantic herring), 3151 nucleotides. RefSeq names its product intraflagellar transport 81 homolog (gene ift81). Gene Ontology annotation, biological process: intraciliary transport; cilium assembly. Gene Ontology annotation, cellular component: ciliary basal body; intraciliary transport particle B. Lineage: Eukaryota; Metazoa; Chordata; Actinopteri; Clupeiformes; Clupeidae. The record is from RefSeq and is a predicted model, not a curated record. Gene Ontology annotation, molecular function: tubulin binding.
ACAACUUCCUGUUAGCAACCAGACACGUUAGGCCGUUUCCAUGGGCCACUUGUUUUCUGAAACGUUGAUCGUAACUACAGUGACAUAUAUUAGCGUAAUGUAGCUGUAAAUAUUGAUUACAUUUUUGGUAACUACCUAGGUAUUUUAGAGCUGUAGAUAAAUCAUAAUUCCUAACGUUACACGUUUAAGAGAAACCGCAUUGGUAACGGUAACAUUAACUUACAAUUGCUGAGUAUAGAAAAUAUAUGAUAUGCUAUCGCUAGCUAGCUUGCUGUCAUGGGCAACUAAAAGACGAUAAUCUGGUGUUAAUGACUCCGUUGUUUUUUACAUUAACAUAGCUACAUUAACGUCACAGUUUAUAUUCCAAACAAAAAUGAGUGAACAACUGAAAUUCAUCGUUGAACAGCUCAACAGGGAGCCCUUCAAGAAAAGUUUCAACUUGAUCACGUUUGAUUCCCAGGAGCCGAUGCAACUGUUGCAAAUUCUUAACGAUGUCUUGGCAGACAUUGACCCCAAGCACGCUAUUGACAUCCGUGAGGAGUUGCCCGAGCAGACAGCCAAGAGGAUGUUCACCUUACUGGGGAUGCUCAAGUACAAACCACCGGGGAGCCUUUCUGAAGCGAGCAGCUUCCGCCAGGGCCUGGUGAUGGGCAGUAAGCCGGUGGUCCACCACAUCCUGUUCUGGCUGCUGCAGAAGCUGACGGAGCUGAAGAAGAGGGCCUACCUGGCACGCUUCCUGGUCAAGCUGGAGGUGCCCGCUGAGUUCCUGCAGGACGACAUCAUCGCCGACACCCAUCACCAGUAUGGGGAGCUGGUGGAGGGGUUUAAGACGUACCACAAGGAGUGUGAGCAGCUCAAGAGCUCUGGCUUCUCCACUGCAGAGAUCCGACGGGACAUCGCGGCUAUGGAGGAGGAGAAGGAGCAGCUGAUCAAACGAGUGGAGAGAGUGAAGAAGCGUGUGGAGACAGUGUCCAGCCACCAGCGCAUGCUGGAGCUGACCAGACAGCUGCGGGUGGAGAAGGAGAGGGAGGAAGCCCUGGGCCAUCAGAAACAGGAGCAGAAGAACCAGCUCUUUCAGGCUGAGCAGAGGUUGCAGAGAGCACAGAUGCAGCUGAAGGACCUGCGUCAGGCAGCAGCAGAUGCCAAGCCCGAGAGUGUGAUGAAGAGACUGGAGGAGGAGACCAAGUUCAACAGCUACAUGGUGACGGAUAAGCUGCCCAAGGAGCUGCAGAGCAAGCGUGCGGGGGUGCAGUACCUGCAGAAGGUGGCCUCAGAGCCAGCCAUGGGCCAGGCCGAGCUCGCCGAGCUGGAGGACAAGAUCCGGGAGACUAACACUCAUAUCAACCAGCUGAUCGAGAAGCGAAUGAUGCGUAACGACCCCAUGGAUGACAAGCUCUCUCUGUUCAGACAGCAGGCCUCCAUCAUAUCGCGUAAGAAGGAGUCGAGGGCGGAGGAGUUGCAGGAGGCGCGUGAGGAGCUGAGCACUCUGGAGAGGGAGCUCAACAUGAAGAGCAGCCAGGCCCGCGACCAGGACGGAGCACAGCUCAUCAGGGGAGAUGAGUUCAAGCGCUACGUGGCCAAAAUGCGGAGCAAGAACGUGGGCUACAAGAAGAAGCGGCAGGACAUCGACAUCCUGAAGGCCGAGUACGGCGUCCUCCAGAGGAGUGAGGAGAUCCUCAAACAGAGGCAUGAAGCUGGCCUGCAGCAACUGCAGUCUGUGGAGGCGCAGAAGGGCAUCUCAGGCUACAGCGACACUCAGGAGGAGCUGGAGAGGGUCUCCGCCAUCAAGAGUGAGCUGGACGAGAUGAAGGGCCGCACGCUCGACGACAUGUCUGGAAUGGUGAAGAAGCUGAACGGUGUGAUAGUUGAGAAGAAGUCGGCCCUUGCUCCCCUCAUUAAAGAGCUGAGACCUCUGCGACAGGAGUGCCAGGAACUGACUCAAGAAUACGAUGAGAAGAAAGGCCAGUAUGACACCUGUUCUGCAGGUCUGGAGAGCAACAGGUCCAAACUUGAACAGGAGGUCAGAGGUUUACGAGAGGAGGUGGACCAGGAGGAGAACCGAUACCACUACAUCAACUGCAUGAAGGAGGUGUUUGAGGUGCAGAUGCAGAGAGUUGCUGAGGAGAUGAAGGCGUAUGUCUCCUCUGAUCCUCAAGAGAGAAGGAAGACAGUCAGGGACCAGUACAUGAAGCAAAUAGCAGAGCAGGAGUCCUUGGGCAAGAAGCUUCGAGAGCAGCAGAAGGUGGUGCGUGAGAGCCACGGGCCCAACAUGAAGCAGGUGAAGAUGUGGACGGACCUGGAGCAGCUGAUGGAGUGCAAGCAGCAGUGCUUCCUGCGGGCGCAGAGCCAGGCCUCCAUCGGGCAGGUCAUCCAGGAGGGGGGCGAGGACCGUCUGGUGCUAUAAGCCCCCCCCCCCCCCCCCGACCCCCCCACCCCACCCCACACAUCAGCCCAGCACUAUUACUGGGGGGGGGGGGUACAUGAUGGCUGCCUCCUGUCGCCUGCCACAGUUAACACAGUCUCCGUUUAUUUAUCAGUUAACCCACUCCAUCCACUUUUGAUUCUGUUCUAUGAAAGCAUUUAUCAGUUUUCUCGUGUUGUUUCGUGUGUUGUACUAAGUCCCUCGCAGUGAAACGGUGUUCCGUGCCGCGCGCAAGUGCUUUUAUCACUGCUGUAGAGAGAGAUCUUCCGGUGUUCCGGUGUGGAUACGGCUGCGGUGCCGCCCGAAGCCCAGACGGGGAGAGAGGCUGUCUCGGGAGGUGUCUGCCGGAUAAGUGUGUUAACCCUCCACUGGCCUGCCGACCGACUCCAUCCCUCACACAUCUGCGGGAGCCGAGCUGUAGUCGCUGUCUCUACAGAUAACGGCAGACAAAGUGUUACACGCGCGGAGCUGCUCUGCAGGGCUAUUUUGGGAAACAACAGCGGAUGACCUUGGGAACAGGAGCUGUCCAAGUUUGGAAUUCGGCGGGACUGUAGGUUUGGGAGAGAGUGGCUGAGGUUGUAGGGCUGACCACUGUCCCUCUCUCUCUCCCACCUGAAUGAAACACUACCACCUGAAUUAAACACUACCACCUGAAUUAAACAUUACCACCUGAAUUAAUAUUCUCCCAUUUGUAUUUUAAACACAGAUCAAUAAAUAGCUCACAUGUCA